AUGAAUGUGCAUGAGCAGCUACCAAGUCAGAGCCUGUUGCCAGGCGCAGAAAUCCCGAAGAAGACUGAGCAAGAUGCAAAGUUCCAAAAUGGCGAGCAGGGGCUCCCAAAGAGCAUAGGCCUCAUGGUUGAGAUCAGAAGACUUAGGUUGAUGGAGGUGGUCGGUUUUGCCGCGUACUGCAGAGGUAAGAUCGUGCGGGUGGUGAAGUUCCACCCGGAGGCCAUCAGUGGGCCAUCAGUGGUGAAGCUGAAAGAAGAGAACCUCAUGUACUCAGCCAUGCGCGAGAAAGAAGUCCAAGAACAGAAGGAGAUGCCUGAGGGUGAGAUUCCUAACGGCACCAAGGUGGACAUCCGUGGGCUUCAGAGUGAUGCCGCGAAAUGGAUGAACGGACAGACGGCAAUCGUAGUGUGCUGGGACAAGGACACGGAUAGGUAUGAGGUGCGGCUCAGUGUGAACAAUGAUGUCAAGAAGGUCAAGGCGGCCAAUCUUCGGUUAGAAGUUCCAGAAGGCUGGCAGGAGCAUUGGGAUGAGCAUUUGGGCCGCUACUACUAUGUGAACAUGGCAACGCAAAAAGUUACAUGGAAGCAUCCCAUUGUGAUGAACCAGCGCGGCAAAUUUGGACAGGUGAGGGAGAAGCUUGAUCAAGACCUGGAAGAAGUCGAACUUGACCACGAGCGCAAGCACUAUGAGGUAGACGAAGAGGAAGAGAUGGAGGGACAGUUCAAUCUGCAAGCCCUGGUCAAGAAGGUUGAGGAGCAGGAGGCAAGACGAGAAGCAGCCGAAGAAACAGGUCAAGAUGUUGAUAGUGACGACGGCUUACAUGACAUCAAGCCGAAGAAGAAGAAGCCGAAGAAGGAGAAGGUUACUGCAGAGAACAUCAUUGAGAAGUGUCUCGUCCUGAUCGAGCACACGUUUGUUGCCAGAGAGUCCAUUAAGAAGGACUACCAUCUUCUUGACGGCAACGUGUGCGCAAGGGAUUUGACCCCGCUCAUCCAGAAGUGGGAGGCGCUGGAGUCCGCAUCAGAUGCCCCGGAUUCCUUGUGCAAGGAGACCUUCGAGGUGAUGCUCGCGCUGAUUCUGCGCGGGGCGGAGCUUCUCAAAGAGUUGUCCGUGAAUCGUUUGCAACUCUCGGAGCUGAACAAGGCUGGUCUGCUGGGCUUGACCAGCUCAGAGGCUGGUGCUGAGGACUGCGACAUGGCAAUCCGCCAGUUCUUGAGGCCGGCCCAGCCGAAGGCGAAACGGCGGCGGCUGCGGCCCAUGUACGAUACGGAGGAGGCCUUUCUGGAGGGCAUUUGCUUCGAGUCGCCUGCCUCAACCUCUCCAAGCCAAGGAAGUCCCGGGCCAGAAGCGGAGGAUGACCUGGUGACGGCUGUGGCGCGCAGCAUUUCUCUUCAAGACCCUUUCACGUUGCAACUCAUUGAGUCACCCGCACGGGGCCGCGACUGUGAGCAUAUCCAGGCGUUUGAUCGGCGAGGAUUUCUGGACUUCAACGAGCUCAUGGAAAAGAAUCGCUGGUGCCGCCUUACCAAGAAGUGGAAGUGUCCUUUCUGUGGCAAGCACAUCAGCCGAUACGACCUCGUGGAUGCCAAAGAUGUUCAAGAAGUGCUGGACCAGUCUCGCAAAUUAGGUGUUGAGCUGACUCAUGCUGUGCUGCAGCCAGAUGGCACGCUUGCUUUGCCGGCAUCGCGGCCUCCUACCGCCUCCAAGGCGGAAGCGGUGGCAGCAGUGGACACCUCCAGCGACGAGGAGGCUCCCAGUCUAAAGGCCGAGCAGCCCAGAGGAGAACCUCGCGACCAGCGCAGGCUGGAGGACGCCCCAGCACAAGUCCAUGAUGUCCGAGAGGUCAAAGCUGCGCGAUCCAGUGUCAAGUCGGCUGCAAAGGCCUCAAAGAAGGGCAAGAAGGCAGCCUUGGCAGCUGCCAGGGAAGCCUGGCUCCAGCAAAAGACGCAUGCGUUUCUCUAUUUCAACGGAAGAGCCUUGCCAAGGCCGGAGACCGAGACAGUAGAUGUAGACGACUCAACCAAAAAAGAGGCUCCCAGUCUCAAGGCCGAGCAGCCCAGAGGAGAACCUCGCAACCAGCGCAGGCUGGAGGACGCCCCAGCACAAGUCCAUGACGUCCGAGAGGUCAAAGCUGCGCGAUCCAGUGUCAAGUCGGCUGCAAAGGCCUCAAGGAAGGGCAAGAAGGCAGCCUUGGUAGCUGCCAGGGCCGCUUGGGUUCAGCGGCAGACUGAUGCGCACAAGCAGGGGAGCAUUCUGCACUACUGCAGCAAUGGUCAGCAAGCAGGCCUUGAGGCGAAGCAAAGCCAGCACAAGUGA
Messenger RNA from Effrenium voratum, 2316 nucleotides. The record is from the annotation of a GenBank genome assembly. NCBI's taxonomy places the organism in Eukaryota, Dinophyceae, Suessiales, Symbiodiniaceae.